AUGAGAAAAGCACCCGUAUUAUUGGUUGCUACACCCUUUCAAGCUCAGCGCGCUGUUUACUUCCGUAAAUUGGAAGAAUUAAGGUCAACAAAUUUCGUGAUUUACUUUCACGAUGAGACCUGGGUAAAUCGCAAUGAAGAAAUAACCAACGUCUGGUUUGAUGAAGCAGGUCAUGGACGAUUACGGAACGGUGAAGGAAAAGGUCAGAAAUUAGCUAUCAGUGGUUUGGUGAGCUUAAAUGGUUUUGAUCUAAGCACAUUGGAUAUAUUUAAAUGUCAUGAAGUUCACAGUAUGGACAGUGUGCAUUUCACAGCAGGGAUAGAAAGCGCUGCAAGCACACUACGCACAGAACAUGGUCGUGUAGCUAAAAUUGCUAUAAUUGUCGAUAAUGCAACUUGGCACAAUAAACUGACACCCGAAUGUGACGCACCUAAAAGAGCAUAG
Molecule: messenger RNA, 444 nt
Organism: Didymodactylos carnosus
Lineage: Eukaryota; Metazoa; Rotifera; Eurotatoria; Philodinida; Philodinidae
Source: the annotation of a GenBank genome assembly